UUCUUCCUGCGACUACCAAAACUAAAUCAACGCCGACACAGCGAGCGAGCGAGAGAGAGAGAGAGAAGGCGAUAAAAACCCUGAAGACCUCGCCAAGCAUCUCGGAACCAAUCAAUCGAAGGAUUCGACCCGAAAGAUUGCUGCUUUUCACCGAUCCGAUCCGAUAGCCUUUCGAUCGCCCUCGGCGGAGUCGAAAGAUCUGCGAUUUUUUGGGAGGUCCGAUGACGGCCAGCGGCGGAGUUGAGGUCCUGCAGGUCGACGAGGUUUACGAGUACAGGGCUCCCAGAUUCUUCGAUUUCAGCAACGAGGAGAGCGAGGAGGACGUCCGAAGGGCGGAGCUUUGGUUCGAGACUUCCCUCAGCUACGAUCCGUCUCCUUUCGUGCCCAGAAUUAGAGAAAGCAGAUCUAUUCAACUUGACAGCCUCUGUGACUUCGGAAACAUAGAUGAAAUCAAGGUGGAAGUAAAAAAUGGAGUUUGGCAGUCUGAUUCAAACCGUGAAGAUGAGAAAACAACACGAACGCACAUGCAGGAGAUCAAUCAAUACGCUAUGGCUGAAGAAGGACAAGUAACAGUGGAUAAGAAGGAUAUAAUUAUGUCGGAGGUAACCAAGCCUUGUGUGAGUGUCAUUGUUCUGCCAAAGGAGAUUAGCUCAUCCAGUGACAAUUCUUCAUCCUUAGCAAUAGCUGGUUCUUUGAACGGGAAGGACCAGUGUUUUGAAUUCCCUGUAGUGGUUUCAGGUGGUGCUCCAGAUGCAGCAUCAGCAGCUUGCACUGUCAAAGCACAGAGGACUACUAAAAUGAUGCUAGCACCCAAAAUGAAGGAGAGCCAUGUAACCGUAGAACCAUGCACUCCAAAAUCACACAGAAUGGCAAGGAAAGGAGUAGCAGCACUAAGCAGUUCAAAGAAUUUAACUGCUACGAGAACUGUUUCAAUUCAAAAACCCUCUGUUUUAAAGGAGAAAAGCAAGUUGUCCUCUUCCCAACCUUCAAAAAAUGCUAAGAAUGUGACCAAUGUUGCUGCAAAGAAUGUAACGUCUAUUGGAAUUGCACAAGAAAAUCAAGCUAUUAAAAGGCAAAAGCUGGAUGAUGGAAGAUCCAAACAGAUACACAAUUUGAAAAAUAGAGUUCUACUCCAUAAGUCGAGAUUGGGGUUAGCUAGUGCUCCUGAUGUGCAGCAGGAUGAUGCAGCUUCAGUCAAACAAAGACGGCCUGCACUUACUUUGACAAGGCCAAAGGAUCCUGAACUGGAAACCGCCCGUAGAGUUCGGGCAGUGAGAAUAAAGAGCUCAGUGGAGCUUGAAGAAGAGAUGCUAGCAAAAAUGCCCAAAUUUAGAGCACGCCCUUUAAACAAGAAGCUUUUUGAAGCACCUGCAUUUCCUUUGUUUUCCAAAAGUUCUCCUCAAACACCUGUUUUCCAGGAAUUCCAUUUCAAGACAAUGGAAAGAGCAAAUCAGCAUGCCGAUACUUCAUCAAUAGCCUCAUCGCUAGAUAGUUCUGUUCAGAAUCAGAUCAAACCCCUCAAACUCACUGAACCAAAAGUCCCUCAUCUUGAAACGGCACUCCGAGCUAGACCUCCAAAGAUAAAAAGUUCUGAGGAACUAGAAAGGGAGGAACUAGAAAAGAUGCCAAAGUUCAAGGCUUGGCCGCUAAACAAAAAGAUUCUUGAGAGCAAGGGGGAUAUUGGUUUAUUUUGCAACACAAAGCCGCAGAUUACUGUUCCCGAUGAGUUCCAUUUUGCAACAGAUGAUAGGUUGGGUCCAUCUGCUGCCGUUGAUGAACUCUUUGAUAAGCUUUCACUGCAUCCUGAAUCUUCUAACCAUGAGAAGAAAGAAGUUCCCAAAUUGACAAUACCGAAUCCUUUUCAUCUUCAUACAGAGGAGAGAGGACUCCAAAAAGAAAAACAAUUUGCGAAGCAACUUUUACAGAAGGAGCUUGAAGAGGAAAUAGCCAGGAUUCCUAAGGGAUUACCUUAUCCUUAUACCACAGAUUUUCCAGUGUUGCCUCCCAAACCUAAGCCUAAGCAGUGCACAAAGCCUGAAGGUUUUCAAUUGGAAAGCCUUGUUAGGCAUGAAGACGAGCUGCAGAGAAGGAUGGAAGAGAAAGAAAGGGCAGAAAGAGAGGAGGCAGAGAGAAGAAUUUUUAGAGCGCGACCAAUUUUGAAAGAUGAUCCUUUGCCACUUCCAGAAAGGGAAAGAAGGCCUCUUACUGAGGUCCAAGAAUUUGCCUUGCAUGUGGAUCACAGAGCUGUCCAGAGAUCAGAGUUCGAUAAAGUGAUCAAGGAGAAAGAGUUGACCUAUAAGAGAUUUAGAGAGGAGCAGGAGUUCGCCAAGAUUAUGGAGGAAGAGAAGGUAGUAAAGCAGAUGAGAAGGACAAUGGUGCCUCAUGCCAGACCACUACCAAGUUUCGAAAACCCAUUCAUCCCCCAAAAAUCUACAAAGGAAGCAACAAAGCCAAAGUCUCCAGAUUUGAGGGUGAACCAGAGAAUAGAGAGGUGGCAGGCAUUCCACAUGAGAUGAUGAUUUUGUUGUUUAAAUGAAGUUUGUUCAAGACUUGCUUGAACUAGACUAGUUUACGGAUGCGCUCGCUAAUCGGAAGGGAUAGAAGAAAUUCAAUCUGAAGAGGGCCUUUGUUAGCGUGGACUGUACAUAUAUGAUGUUGUUCUUCUAAUUCACUAUUGAUUGGUUGGCACUAGUAGUUUGUGAAUUUGAAUAUCUGACAAUUGAUUCCACCUUGUUUAUUUAU
Molecule: messenger RNA, 2742 nt
Organism: Zingiber officinale
Lineage: Eukaryota; Viridiplantae; Streptophyta; Magnoliopsida; Zingiberales; Zingiberaceae
Product: protein TPX2-like
Exons: 22
Coding region: 222-2516 (764 amino acids)
Biological process (GO): mitotic spindle assembly; regulation of mitotic spindle organization; activation of protein kinase activity
Cellular component (GO): nuclear microtubule; mitotic spindle
Molecular function (GO): microtubule binding; protein kinase activator activity
Source: RefSeq, a predicted model, not a curated record